Messenger RNA from Chrysoperla carnea, 4108 nucleotides. RefSeq names its product myb-like protein X. The record is from RefSeq and is a predicted model, not a curated record. Bases 73 to 4077 code for a protein of 1334 amino acids. The transcript is spliced from 5 exons. NCBI's taxonomy places the organism in Eukaryota, Metazoa, Arthropoda, Insecta, Neuroptera, Chrysopidae.
GAAAUGUUAAUCAGAAAACAUAAUUUUUAUUUGGAAAGAUUUUCUUAAUACAUCAGAUCAAAUCAGUAUAAAAUGUUUAUAAAAUCGUCAUUAAUGUUCUUAGUGUUAAGUUGUGUAUAUUUUCAGUUUUGUUUAUCGCAAAUCUUAGAAGAUAAUUCAGAUGAAAUAGGUGGAAGAAGAAUCAGCUCUAGUGACAACUUCAGUGUUGUUCGUGGAGUGUUAUCCAUAUUUCAAACGGCUUUUCAACUUUUUCGAGAAGGAAUUAGUGAAACUUUUCGUUUCAGUUUAAAUGAUCCUAAUCAAGGAUUUUUUUCGGGGAUUCGAAAUUGUUUCCGUAUAAUCUUUUCAAUGGUUAGACAUAUCUUCGAAGGUAUUCUGAGUAUAGGAAAAUCAUUACCAUCCUAUUUAGAUACCGCCGCUCAGAUCACAAAUGUACUCAUAAAUAACUCAACUCCAAUUCGUCGAGAUCGUAGCUCAUUUUCCAACAAUGUAGGAAAUAGAAAAUCAGCCUCAGAAAUAUUUUUUAAGCAAAACAAUCAAACGAGUGAUGAAAGAGUUAACCAUUCACAGCCUGAUAUUGAGGAAUUCGACGAUUUUGAAAGUAAUGGGGAUGAUGACGACGAGAGAUUAUCAGAAAAUUUAAAGGCUUUGGCAUCAAAAGAUUCUAAAAAUUAUGAAAUUAUGAAACAAAAUUCUGCUUCUCGACAUACAUUCAACCAUUUACAGCCUGAUAUUGAAAAAUUCGACAAUUUUGAAAGUAAUGAGGAUGAUGACGACGAGAAAUUAGCAGACAAUUUAAAGGCUUUGGCAUCAAAAGAUUCUAAAAAUGAUGAAAUUUUGAAACAAAAUUCUGCUUCUCGAUCUACAUUAAACCAUUUACAGCCUGAAAUUGAAGAAUCAUACGAUUUAGAAAGUAAUGAGGAUGAUAGCGAUAAGAGAUUAGCACACAAUUUAAGAUCUUUGGCAUCAGAAGAUUCUGAAAAUCUUGAAAUUAUGAAACAAAAUUCUGCUUCUAGACCUACACUAAACCAUUUACAGCCAGAAAUUGAAGAAUCAGACGAUUUAGAAAGUAAUGAAGAUGAUAACAAUGAGAUAUUAGCAGAAAAUUUAAGGUCUUUGGCAUCAGAAGAUUCUGAAAAUGUUGAAAUUAUGAAACAAAAUUCUGCUUCUAGAUCUACACUAAACCAUUUACAGCCUGAAAUUGAAGAAUCAGACGAUUUAGAAAGUAAUGAGGAUGAUAACAACCAGAGAUUAACAGACAAUUUCAAGGCUUUGGCAUCAAAAGAUUCAAAAAAUGUUGAAUUUAUGAAACAAAAUUCUGCUUCUAGACCUACAUUAAACCAUUUACAGCCUGAAAUUGAAGAAUCAGACGAUUUAGAAAGAAAUAAGGAUGAUAAAAAUGAGAGAUUAGCAGACAAUUUAAGGUCUUUGGCAUCAGAAGAUUCUGAAAAUGUUGAAAAUAUGAAACAAAAUUCUGCUUCUAGACCUACAUUAAACCAUUUACAGCCUGAAAUUGAAGAAUCAGACGAAUUAGAAAGUAAUGAGGAUGAUAGCGAUGAGAGAUUAGCAGACAAUUUAAAGGCUUUGGCAUCAAAAGAUAGUUCAAAAUCCAUAGAAUCUGACGCUAUUUUCAGCUCUAGGCGAUCAACAAAUAUUGUAAAAGUUCAAAAACAGCAAGAAUCACAACAGUCUAAACUAGAAAGCAGCGAGGAAUCAAGCGAAAUCGAGAAUAAUAUCUAUGAGUUUUUUGAAAAACUUUUGGGUGUAAAUGUAAAUAAAAGUUUAGAAAACGAUCCAAAUAGCGAACAGUCUAGUAUUUACACAGAAAAAUACCCAAACACCUUAAAUUUACUCGAUUUUGUUCCUAAUAAAAAUGGUGACAUUAACAUGGAACAAGAUAUAAAUUCUAACAAACAAUUUGACGAGGAUGAUUCAGAUGAAUAUGUAUUUGGUGGCAAUCAAAACUACGAUGACAUUGUUACAUCAAAAUAUCCCGAAUUUACUUCCAAACAGUCACAAGAUAGUAAAAAAGUCGAAAACUCUAAAUCUGAAAUCAGUCAUAAACCAGUCUACGAUAGUAAUACUAAAAAAAAUGAAGAUUUAGUUGGAUAUCGAACAAGUGGUGGAGAAGAUCAAAAUACCACUUCUAAAGGAUCGAAAAAAAUAACAAUUAAAUCUAAAACUAAAAGUAGUAAUAAUGACAUUAAAUUAAACUGUACUACAAAAAAGUGUGCUUCAAAAGAUACGGAUAAAUGGGAGAAAAACGAUUUUAAACCAAUUAAUGGUAAAGACUUCACAGAUAAUUUAAAAAAUAAACGAUCAGUCCAAAGAUCCAAAGUACACGUGAAACCAGACAAACAAAAAAGUAUUAAACAUGUGAAUCCAAAAAACAUCUUAGAUUUUCUCGAUUCAGUUUCUAAUGAAAGUAGCGUAAGUAAUGUGGACUACGAUGUUGAUGGCAUAAACAAAAUAAAAGUAAAAAAUGGAAAUAAGAAUAAUAAGACCAACCUUCAUGCCGUUUCUAAAGAAAAUAUAAACUUAGAUGAAUAUGAGACUAGUACUGAAGUAGCAAUUAAAUCUAGCACACAAUCAGAUAAAAAUACAAAAAUGAUUGAUGCUGAUUUUAUAAAUAUAAAUGAAUAUCGUACUGGUAAACAUCAAAAAGUCGAUAUAAAACGGUCCAGUUUCAAAAAUAAUCCUAAAAGCACUAAACAGCAUAAUGACAAUUCUAAACAACUAACCACUCCAAUUGUAAAUAUUUUAAAAUCAAAAUCAAUUGAUAAAAGUAAAUCUAAUCUUGAUACUAAUAAACACUUUGACCAGAGCGAGUCAGAUGAAAAUGAUUUUAGUAGCAACGACCAUGUCACCGUUAAAAAUCAACAUAAUAGCAAUUCUAAACAAUCGAAUACUCCAAUUGUAAAUAUUUUAAAAUCCAAAUCAAUUGAUAAAAGUAAAUUCAAUCUUGAUACUAAUAAACACUUUCUCCAGAGCGAGUCAGAUGAAGACGAUUUUAUUAGUAACGAAACGGUCACCGUUAAAAAGCAACAUAAUAGCAGUUCUAAACAACCGACUACUGCAAUUUUAAAUAUUUUAAAAUCAAAAUCAAUUGAUCAACGUAAAUCCAAUCAUAAUACUUAUCAACACUCUGAUCAAAGCGAGUCUGAUGAAGAUGAAUUUAGUAGCAACGAAAAUCAUAUCGUUAACGUUACAACUUCUAGUGUCACUCUUGGGCGACCAGAAAAUAAUAUAAAAGUCAACCCAUUUGAGAAUGAAACUAGAACUGCUGAUAUUCCUGUUAUCAAUUCUAAACAAAUAAAAUUAGAUGAUGAAUAUCAUCCUAGUAGAGAAGAAUUUCCAAAUUAUUCUACCAAAUCAGCUAAAGAAUUAAAGGAACGUGAAACUAUCAGUUAUAUUGCCACUACGCAGUCGUAUGGCAAUAUGAAAUCGCCUGAGCUGGAAACUGACGAAUCAGAUGAGUAUCGUACAGAUAGUAAAGUAAAUCGGAAUUCAAAACAGACAACUGAUGACAUUUCUACUAGCAUUAGGCGAUCAAAAAAUAAUAUAAUAGUCAAACAGCCUGGUUAUGAUACUGACAGUAAAAAUAUCUACGAUGACAAUUUAAAAAUUAGAAUAGAUAUAUCUAGAACUGAUAAAAAUAGAAAAAAAUAUAUACAUUCAGAUAAUAAUGAUACUGAUCAGAACGAAGGUAAUAAAGCGGCAUUUAAGCGAUCAAAUCAGAAUAUUGACUUAGAUGAGUACCGUACUGGAAUUUAUAAGAAAGAAAAUAAUAAUUUAGUAAAAAAACCCGAAACCUUUCAUAAUUUAAAAAAUAUUGGUAAACAAGAACCCAAACAUACCCACCACUUUUUAACAAAGAGGCAAGAUGAAAAUGGUAAUUAUGAGAAUUAUGUUGCCACUUUGGCGCCACCAACAUACAAUAACCAUGCAAUAGGAGAUGAAUACGAAAAAGAGAAUCUUGAUAACAAUUUUAGAUCAGAAGGAGAUAUACAAGACGCAACAGCAACAAGAGACAAGUUUCGUGAAAGACCAGAUUUUCUAAUUUUGGAUCAUUUCUAAAUAAACUUUAUUAAUAAAAUUUGCACACCAG